Molecule: messenger RNA, 2265 nt
Organism: Symbiodinium pilosum
Lineage: Eukaryota; Dinophyceae; Suessiales; Symbiodiniaceae
Source: the annotation of a GenBank genome assembly
AUGGCCUUUGCCGCGCCUGCAUUGGGUGCUGAAGACAACAGCCUGCGAGAAGCCCUGCGCAAGCAGGUUUUCGCCGACAGCGUUGAGGCUCUGCGCCAGGCAAACGCGGUCAAUGCUGCGGUUCUGACGCCGGAGACCUAUCGGAAAGCCAGCCGGGCGUACAUUCGCGCUGAAGAGGCGUUUGAGAGCGGCGCCGACGUCGAUCGCGUAUCCAGCAUUCUUGAGGAAGCCAACAAAGAGUUUCUUCAGGCCGCCACCAUGGCACCUACCGUCGAAAAUUUUGUCAGCGCCGCCUUCCAGGCUCGUAGCGACGCAUUAGCAGCUGACGCAAAAAAACGCGCCCCGAAGUUAUGGGAAGAAGCGGAAGUGCAGCUCUACGAGGCGGCUUCCCGGGCCGAAAAAGGACGCGAGUCAAGAGUCGGGCAAUAUGCCGACAAAGCUGAAACGCUCUAUCGUGAUGCUGAACUGGAGGCCAUCGAAACCGUCCUGUUUACUGAAAUCGAGGCUGAGAUUGCCAAAGCCAAAAAGCUCGAUGCCGACGAUUGGGCGGAAACGUCUUAUCAGAAGGCCAUAGAUCUGCUCGCGCUGGCCCGCAGUACGUUGGCGGGAAAUCGCUACGAUACCGAUCAGCCACGCAACCUGGCCAAGCAGGCCAUGCACAACGCACUGUACGCACAGUACGUCUCGCGCCUGGCUGACGACAUAGAUGACAAUGACACAACGUUAGAAGCGAUUCUUCUCGAAUGGCAGGAUGUCUUACAACCCCUGGGAGACACCGUUGACGUACCGAUGUACUUCGACAACGGUCCGGCGGCCACCAUUGAAUUGAUUGUCGCUGCGAUAGAGGAGCGUAACAAUCGUGCGACCUUGUUAGCUCAGGAUCUUGGUUCUGCAAGACAAAGCAUUCGCCUGCUGGAAGAUGAACUGGCCAGCACCCAGGCCGAACUGGAAAACCGCGAAGAAGCCAAGGCACGGCUGGACCGCAGGAUUGCGUUACAGGCGCAGCAGGAGCAGACCGUGGCGCGGGUUGAAGGUUUAUUCACUAAAGCAGAUGCAGAGGUUGUACGCGCGGAGAAUCGUCUGAUCAUCCGUCUGGUUGGGCUCAACUUCACCUUCGGCAGCGCAGAACUUGAACCGCAGCACGAGGCGAUUCUGGCCAAGCUCAUUAACGCCAUCAGCGAGUUUCCUGAAACGCCCAUCACCAUCGAAGGACAUACCGAUUCAUAUGGCGCUGAUGCUGGAAACAUGACGUUAUCGGUGAAACGAGCGGAAUCCGUGGCCGCCUAUCUUCUUGAACGGGUGGCCAUCUCACCCAAUCAGCUUUCCUCGGUAGGCUACGGUGAAACCAAGCCUAUAGCCAACAAUGAGACACCGGACGGCCUGGUACAGCAGGCAGACGUCAGCAAAAUCACCGCCCAUGCCAGUCAGGCAGCGGCGGAUGGCUUCAGCAGUUACUGGCUGGCAGAGCAUCCUACCGGAGGGCUGGAUGCACUGACGGUACUGGCGAUUGUUGGCCAGCAUGUGAAAUCCAUAGAACUGGGCACAGCGGUUGUGCCCACGUUCCCACGCCACCCGCUGACAUUGGCUAAUCAGACCCUCACCACUGCAGAUGUUGUCAGCCAUCGACUGACCCUGGGCAUUGGCCUGUCCCACGCUUCGAUGAUGGCUGACCUGGGUAUCAGCUUCGAAAAACCCAUCCGCCAUCUACGGGAAUAUCUGAGCAUUCUCAUGCCCCUGCUACGCGAAGGCACAGUAGACUUCGAAGGCGAGGUAUUGAGUUGUCAGGCCACUGUGUUUAAGUCCCCUGUUGAGAAAACCCCUGUUGUUGUUGCAGCCCUGGGACCGCAGGCGCUGGGCGUUGCCGGGCGUCUCGCAGAUGGCACGACGCUGGCCUGGGUUGGACCGAAAACUGUCAAAGAACAUAUCAAGCCGCGCAUUGAAGACGCUGCCGGGCAAGCCAACCGGCCCAGCCCCAGAAUCAUUGCAACGCUACCCGUGUGUGUGACCGAAAACGAGGCAGCGGUGCGCGAGGUCAUUGGCAAAAACCUGACGAUGUACAGCAAGCUUCCGUCUUAUCAGGCGAUGUUUGCGCGAGAGGGGGUUGCCGGACCUGCCGAGCUUGCCAUUGUCGGCAGCAAAUCAGCGGUAGCAGAUGGCAUCGCAGCGAUGGCUGAAGCCGGUGUCACAGACUUUGCAGCCUCAGAAUUCUGCUUAUCACGUGAUGAGUACGAACAGACCCGAGAUACGUUAAUCAACCUUUUAUAA